UGUAAAGGUCGCGGUGUUUGUCUCUCCUCGAUUGCGCCGACAAGUGAGGGCACUAUAAGCUUCUCCAGUGGAAGAGGGACAUGAAGCUCACGUAAAGCGUUUGAAUUUCACAAAGUAUCUCAAGCAAACGUGGCUAAGAGGGGUUUAUAAAGCUCUAUGGUCUAAGUGGGGUGUCGAUGAACUGCGAUCGAAGAAUCUGGCAGAGGCUUUCAACAGCAAACUCGGUGUCCUUGGAAGUGAAGAAGUGGAACACCAACAAGAAGAGCUUCGCAAAUUCAGCACCCUGACGAAGGAAGGCGGCUGCGAGCCAGGGACCGAGAACGGAAAGAAAAUAUGCGAACUGAUGCAAGAGUGA
Cylicostephanus goldi is the source of this 355-nucleotide messenger RNA. The record is from the annotation of a GenBank genome assembly. Lineage: Eukaryota; Metazoa; Nematoda; Chromadorea; Rhabditida; Strongylidae.